Molecule: messenger RNA, 2666 nt
Organism: Scutellospora calospora
Lineage: Eukaryota; Fungi; Glomeromycota; Glomeromycetes; Diversisporales; Gigasporaceae
Source: the annotation of a GenBank genome assembly
GGAACAUUUAUAACAUCAUGUCUUCAGCUACAAUGAGACAAAAGGGGGGACGGAGGCAAGACGGCUAUCAAUCAUUUCCCAACUCGAAUCAAAGUCAUAACAAUCGGAACUCUAAAAAAUGGAAUAAUAAUACAAAUACACAUCCCGUAAAUAACGCAUCAAGAAAUCAAUCAAUUCCUCCAACUGCUCAACCGUCUGCUAAUCACCAUAACAACAACACACCAUCUUCUGGUUCAAACUCCCUUAAAAAUAUUGAACAUGUCGUUCACGACGAGAUUGCUGCAAAACAUAUGCAUGAUCGUAUUUUGUUUUUACUAGCGAAUUUUGUGGGUACUAAUGUGAUAGUUACAGUCAAAAGUGGUAUAAAAUAUCAAGGCCUUUUAUCCCGUGCUUGCACAGAAAGCGAAUUAGGUGUUGUCUUGAAAUGUGCUCGAAAAGUCCUUUCCAAACAAGAUGAAAAAAGCAUACCUAAUAGUAUGAUAAGCGAAUUUAUUAUAUUGGCUAAAGAUUUAAUGGAGAUUUACGCAACUAGUGUAGAUUUUUCCUCGUCUGAAAAAACAUCGACCGAACGUGAAGGAUUCAGAACUGACGCUGAUAUUAGUGGCCGAACUGAAAUUCGGGAGAGAGAACUUCAUAAAUGGUCACCAGAUGAAUCGGGGGAGACUAUGAAGGAGUCUGCUAAUGCAAGUUGGGAUCAGUUCGCUGUUAAUGAACAAUUAUUCGGUUUAACUACCGAUUACAAUGAAGAGAUUUAUACAACAAAAUUGGACAGAUCAAAGGCGGAUUAUAAAGAACGAGAAAGAAAAGCUAUCAAUAUAGCUAAUGAGAUAACUCGGGAAUCCACGACAAACAUUCAUAUGCUUGAGGAACGUGGUUACAUUGUUGAAGAUCAAAUGGAUGAAGAAGAAAGAUAUGGAGCCGUUGUUCGUAAUAGGGAUCCAAAUAAAUACACGCCACCACAUUUACGAAAACAGCAAGAGCAACAAUCACAGCCAAAUGGAGUGGUGCCAACUGUAAAGAAACCAGAAACAAAUACUGAAGUUGCAAAAGAAGCUAAAGUUAAACCGCCCGAGGAUUUAAAACCUAUAACAAAACCUGUGCAGCCUGCCACAAUCUCUCCUUCAUCAUCCAUACCAAAAAUUCCACCGUUAUCUAGUUACAGAAUUCCAGAACAUGUGAUGGCCACACUACAUAUUCCACGGAAAAAUGGUACUGAGGCAGAGGGAAAACCUAUUGAAGCACAAAUUGUAAAAGCAUAUCGUCAAUUUGCUACAAGCGAGAAAGAACGCCUUCAGCAAAGAAAACAAGCGAUUUUCAAAAAAGAAAUGGAUGGUAAAAUGGCUGAACUACUUAAGUGGGGUCAAAAUUUCAAGCUGAAUUCACCUUUACCUGAAGAUCUCAUUCCAAUUUUGACUAAAGAUGAAACAAAGCGUCAACAACUUGCGGCAAAGGCCGCUGCAAUGAAGCCAAAAUUAGAGUUCGUAAAACCAUCAAUUAAAAUUGAAGAGGUUCAACCGCAAAAGUCGAAUGGAGAGUCAAAGACAGCUUCGGAAAAGGUUGUAUCAGAAAAACCUACUUCAGCGGCCGAUAAAGCUCCACCACAAUUUCCUCCUGCCAGAACUCCGACAACUACACAGACAAACACCCAAUAUAAGUUAAAUGCCAAAGCACCUGAAUGGAAACCUAAUCCUAAUGCGGCAAGUUUCACUCCGACUCCUAACUCAAGCUCUGGGGAUAAAAGAUCUCCUGGUUCGUCACCAUUUUUUGGUAAUCGUCAAUUAAAAAAAAUUUUAUCGUCACUUAAGGAUGGUUUUAGUCCGUUCCAGAAGAGCAAACCUUUACCUAAUCCUAGUACAAUUCCUCCUACGUGGCCUUUUGGUCAAAGACCUUUUAGGCAUCAUUUUACGGUCACCAACAACUACGAGGAUGAUAUUUAUUCACAAGCAGCCGUAAAUCAAAAUUUUGGCUUUGCUGCAUACCCCGUAGCUGCUCCCUAUCGAUAUCCUUCUGGUACUCAAUUUGUUGGUGUACCACCUAUGCCCAUGCAGCAAGCGACCCCCAUGCCAUACUUGCAACCAGGAUUUGUACCAGGAAUUCCUUUCACUACAGCAACACCAAUGCCACCGACUGGCGCUCCACCUACUAUUUACAGUCCGCAAAUUUCAUCAAUGAUUCCACAACAUUUUGGUGGUUCACAGGGAUUUCAGUCUCCUGGACGUAACCCGAUCGUUCCCGCUGGUAUACAUCCUCAAAUUUACCAACCAUACCAAAACCAACAUGGUAUUCCGCCCAUGAUUCGAUAUCCACCUGAUAUGGUACCACACGUCCCACCUAAUGGUGUGAUGAUGAACCAGCGACCGAUGAUUUUAGAUCCACAUUAUAAUGUUCAACCUGAAGCUACGCCGAUGGUCAGCGGAAAGAUAGUAUCUAGCAUAAAAAAACGAGCAUGUCAGGCAGGAAGUUACAGAAAGAGUAAUAUUUUUGAUCAUAUCCAGCAAGAUUUCUCACUAAAGAAUUUAUCUAUACAUAGUAGUAUGGUAUGGGCCGCAUAUAUUGACAGUGGCUUUAAAUACAUUGUUCGCAGGGCCAUGAAAAAUUUAAUUUCAAAUACUUAUAUGAGUUUCCAAAAUUCCAAUAUGAAACAGCCCAUAUUAGCACAUAGCUGA